AUGGACGACUCGGCGGCCGCCCUGGGAGACGAUUCAGUGAACAUCACUGGGAGUAAUCUGUCAGGAUCUAUCGUUUGGGGCCCGGAAAAUGUUCCUGCACGCGAAAGCAUCGAGUCCCUGCGUCGGCUCGUGGCUCGCGGCAUGCAGAAGCAGCCCCACCGGAUCCGACUGGUGAAGGACAGCGAAGUGCUCAAGGGCGAGUCGACCCUGGCAUCUCAGGGUCUCAAAGGUGAGGUCCAGCUGCAGGUGGUGACACAGGAUUUCACCGAGAAAAUCAAGGAGAUGCAGGCUUCCAUGGGCGUGAAAAUCAUGCCUGGCCUGUCCGAUGCAGAAAUGCGGAAAGCCGAGGUGUUUCCGUACCUCGCGCUGCUGGUCGGGCAACUGUUGAUCUUGGCUACCUACGCACAAGCGUUCUGGUAUGCUGGCUUCAUCAUGGAUGACACGGUAGGUGUUUCCAGGAAUCCAAAUGUGGUUGGGGAGACUUUCUCCUUCAACGAGCUGAUGCGAAGAGACUUCUGGGGCCUCCCGAUGCACGGGUCGGGCUGGACCAACAAGUCGUUUCGGCCUCUCACCACGCUGACAUUCCGUAAGCCGCCUCGGUUUCGGAGUUCGGGGAGCGAGUUUGGCCCGAAGAGGAUAAACACAAUCUAG
Molecule: messenger RNA, 651 nt
Organism: Symbiodinium sp. CCMP2456
Lineage: Eukaryota; Dinophyceae; Suessiales; Symbiodiniaceae
Source: the annotation of a GenBank genome assembly